CGUGAUGGAUCAGUGUGGACGGUAGGCCUACUAGGAAAAAAGCCGCAUUUUCAAAUUUUUCCGGCGUAGUGCGUGAUGCGCAAGCAGCGUAAAGGCAACAGAAAAGAGAGCAACUGAAAAUCUCUUCGUAGUCUGGUCUUGGCGGAAAAUAACAAAUGAAAAGGUUGCAUUACAUCAGUAACAUAUUCAUAAGAAAAGUGCUUCUAUACACUUGUUUCCAAGAAUGCAGAGUACAGACUUACAACUUCCUUCCUGACGCCUUCAAAAGUCAGGAAGGAACGUAAAUGUGUCUACGUUACGUAAGCUAUUGUAGUUUCCCGGUAACACAGCUUCGCCGAGCUAAACAAUGCCCUGAACUGCCAAAAUUUGAAAAUUACAUUUGUGCAAAACGAUUCCGCUUUCGUUUGAGAAUAUUUUUCUAUUUGACUUAGUUACUCAUUCAACGCUGGAUGCGUGAGGUAGUGGUAGUUAAUUCAUGACUCGCGGCAUGUUUACGCAAAAUUUUACGAUUUAAAAGUCAUUGAUGCGUUCACCAUUAUAAAUGAACGCAAAUUUGCCUUCAGAGGUAAAAUGUGUCAAAACAACCGUGAACAUUCCUGAUAACUGACGUUUUUGUCUUGAGUCAGUCGCGAACGGCAAGCCGACAAGUGCAGUGGACCGGAUUCCUAAUUACUCUACACUGGCGCCAUGCUGUGACGAAAUUUUGCAGCGGAAAGACACACAAAUACUCAAUUACGUUUGCCAAGUGGUAAAUAUUUCCUUUUUCCCGCAAAUUUUGCCAACGAUGCUGAACGAAACAGUGAAAAUCCGCGUCAAGGGGUCACUGUGCGACUGCAUUGACGUUCGCGUGAUUUCUUUCAAAUGUAUCGCGUGAUGGAAGUUACAUUUGUUUACACUUUUGAAAUCACGCAAAACUUGACGGUAGAGUAGCGUCCACCUUUAGCAACCGUCGCCGCAGCGUGAACGAGCGUGAACUUAUCGUUGAUAUUUUUUUACUUUCCCUUUUAACGUCAACUUGCUUAGCGCUUUCGAGUAGAAGCGUCGGAUCACAAGGAUAAAAAGGGUUACCUCGGAUACCAGUUGUUCUUUUUUUAAAAAUGAUGCGCGGAAUUGAAAAUGUUUGAUUGUUGGAAUAGCCGUUGCGUGCUACACAUGCCUUUGAGAACAAACGGAGGUCAUUGAAAAAUACUUAACAAGAAAAGCGCUGGUCUGCAAUUCAUCAUUUCGUCUAGGGCAUGCCGAGAGCCACUGCUGGGAACAGUUGUGUUUAGUUUGUUUGUAAAGACCUUACAGUUAAAUACUAGAGGUAAGCCAAACCAAAUAUAGCUAUGGAAGCACAGAACUGCCAACAUGGCUUUUUUUCCACGUUUUAUCAGUCUGCGCGUGCAAAUAUGUUCCGCUUUCCACGCACCAGCUGCAGCAUAACUUGAAGCAUUUGAAAAAUCACGCAAAGGUCAUAGAGAAAAUUCCUUACAUUCCCCUGCUGCUGGAAACGACAAACAAAAACUCCCUUUGCAAUAUCAGUCGAACCUUAGACACGGUGCAGCUAACACCUCUGCGAAUCUGAAGCGGCAACUCCGAAGAAUCUACCGCGACAAUGCUCCACAACGUACCCACACUGUUGGUUUACUACGCGAGCUCAGCCGUUUUACUCGUGGCGUUUUUAACUCUACGUCUUCUGCAGUUUUUUCCUCGUUCACAGUGGCUCAUCUUUGAGAUGAUGAACAAGAUCGCGACCAUCCAAAUGCCCCGAGAGAACUACAGACAUUCACUGUUCACUUGGCCCAUGUUCACAUCCAUGCGUUCAUCCAUCUUACGCGAGCUGCAGAAGUCCGCUUCUCGCGGAAAGCCCGCCCCAGACUCCCAACUGGUCUCAGUGGAUGGCAAGUCACGCUGCCGGCUCUUGGACUUUAGCAGACGAAACCGGCCACUGGUUGUCAACUUCUGUAGCUGGACGUGUCCCGUUUUCCGAACCAGGGUGGACGAGUUUCUCAGCAUCGCGCGAGAAUUCAGUGACGUUGCUGAUUUUUUAGCGGUGUACAUCGAGGAAGCUCAUCCCUCCGACGGCUGGGCGUUUAAGAAUAACGUCACCACAUCAAGACACCAAACCCUCGAGCAAAGGUGCAAUGCCGCAAGGUUGAUGCUGGACUCGGUAGAAUUUCAUAACUGUGCUGUGAUGGUGGAUAACAUGGACGAUGAAGCUAACAAGGCAUAUGCCGGAAGGCCAAUAAGACUUUACAUUAUAAAGAAUCAGGAGAUAGAGUACGCGGGAGGAACUGGGCCCACAUUUUACAAUCCCAGCGACGUGAAACAAUGGCUGCAGAGUGUCAGAACAUCUGUGAAAAACACUAGGCACAGAGCAUAGAGUAAUGGACAGAAAACAAA
Messenger RNA from Orbicella faveolata, 2385 nucleotides. Its product is annotated as type I iodothyronine deiodinase-like. Gene Ontology annotation, biological process: thyroid hormone metabolic process. Lineage: Eukaryota; Metazoa; Cnidaria; Anthozoa; Scleractinia; Merulinidae. The record is from RefSeq and is a predicted model, not a curated record. Gene Ontology annotation, molecular function: thyroxine 5'-deiodinase activity.